AGCAGGCUGGCCCAGCUUAGGCAGGCCACUAGGCAGGGAGGGGAUUUCCUCCCGCUCCCUCCCCCUUACGAACCUGCCUGGACGAUUUUAGUUCAGGGAGGGCGGGAGGAGAGCCGGGCAGGCUGCAGCUCCUUGGCCGCCUGAAGAGCAACAUCGGACGGCAGUGAGGCACGGCUGUGCCUCGGCCUCCCCAGGUGGAGGGAGGACCAGGACAAUGGCUGCUGCUCACAAUGUGGAGAUGGAGAGCAUGAAUCUGGACACGGAGAGAGAGGGAAAGGAAGAGCAGGAGGAGGAGAAAAUGAGAGAGGACGGGGAAAGUAAAGCCUUCCCCAGGAGCAGAAAGGUCCACAGGAUGGUCUCUAAGUGGAUGCUCCCUGAGCCAGCCCGAAGAACAUACCUGGAGAGAGCCAACUGCCUCCCCCCGCCGCUCUUCAUCAUCUUCAUCAGCCUGGCUGAGCUGGCCGUGUUCAUUUAUUAUGCUGUGUGGAAGCCCCAGAAGCAGUGGAUCACUCUGGACACAGGGAUCUUGGAAAGUCCCUUUACGUACCGACCUGACAAGAGGGAGGAAGCCUGGAGGUUUAUCUCAUACAUGCUGGUCCAUGCUGGAGUCCAGCAUAUCGUGGGAAAUCUUUUUAUGCAGCUCGUUCUGGGUAUCCCCUUGGAAAUGGUCCACAAAGGCCUCCGAGUGGGGCUGGUAUACCUGGCAGGAGUGUUGGCAGGUUCCCUUGCCAGCUCCAUUUUUGAUCCCCUUAAGUCUCUUGUGGGUGCUUCAGGAGGAGUCUACGCACUGAUGGGAGGCUAUUUUAUGAAUGUUAUAGUGAAUUUUCGAGAAAUGAUUCCUGCCUUUGGGAUCUUCAGGCUUCUCGUCAUCAUUCUGAUAGUUGCAUCAGACAUGGGAUUUGCUCUCUACAGAAGGUUCUUUGUCCCUGCAAAUGGGUCUCCGGUGUCCUUCGCCGCUCACAUCGCAGGAGGAUUUGCUGGGAUGUCCAUUGGUUACACUGUGUUCAGCUGCUUUGACAAGACCCUGCUCAAGGACCCCAGGUUUUGGAUCUCAAUUGCUGCGUAUGGAGCUUGUCUCUUAUUUGCUGUGUUUUUUAACGUCUUUCUGUCCCCAGCAAACUGACUUGCCUCUAACAAAAGCCAGUUAAUAGAAGUGCCAUGUAGGGGGAGGGGAGAUGGAAAACUUUUCGAAGAAACACGGAUAUCCCAGCAUACGUUAAGAACAUUAUAAAGAAGACAGGGACAGCGUCUGACUCAUCAUUUCUGAGGGGAGCUUCCAAUGGGAAGGGAAAAAAAGAUUGGGUCCUUCAUGCAUAGAAUAUGCGUGUAUUAUCCUGUGAUGGAGACUUGAUAUCCUUGGAGGAUCUGAUUUGGAACUUGUUUGAGACUCCAUGAGAACUGUACUAUCCUGAUAAUAAACACUU
Molecule: messenger RNA, 1424 nt
Organism: Psammomys obesus (fat sand rat)
Lineage: Eukaryota; Metazoa; Chordata; Mammalia; Rodentia; Muridae
Gene: Rhbdl2
Product: rhomboid like 2
Exons: 8
Coding region: 215-1123 (302 amino acids)
Cellular component (GO): membrane
Molecular function (GO): serine-type endopeptidase activity
Source: RefSeq, a predicted model, not a curated record